GUCGCCGAAAGGAAGUGUGUCAGGCCCUGCCACGCUGCACGUCGGUGCGCCUACUAGAACAAACCGAAGCCACGAUUAGACUGCCAACUCUUGACAGACCAUCACUUGACCCCGUUCCGACCAAAAAGAUAGCUUUCCGCUUAUCGCUUCCACUCUUUUCUUCAAGUGACCAUCGCCAACUCGUCGCGUCUCCGCCAUGGAGUACGUUGGAAGCACACUCUUUGCCUGGCUGCUACUUGUAGUCCUUGUCGUAUACUCACGGUCGCCCUCGUCUCAUUUACCUCCGGGUCCGAAGGGCCUUCCCCUUAUUGGUAAUAUCUUCGACCUGUCAUUGAAAGAACUAUGGCUCAGCCUCGAAAAAUGGGCCAGAGAAUACGGUGACAUAGUGUAUAUACACGUUUUCGGCACGGGGCUGGUUUUCCUGAACGACGCGGAAGUAGCUGUAGAUCUUAUGGAUAGGAAAGGUAGCAUCUACUCCGAUCGGCCUCACCUGGUUAUGGCGGGCGAACUGUGCGGCGGUUACAACAUUAUGUCCUUCACGGGCUACAAUGAUCAAUUCCGUCGGCAGCGGAGGCUCAUGCAGCGCGCGCUGACCCCGCUGGUGAUCAAGAACUACCACCCUCUCCUCGAGAUGGAGACCAUCCCUUUCCUAAAGCGCCUCCUCAGCAAGCCCACGAGCUACGUGGAUCAUAUCCGGAGAUACGCCGGUACCUUGACGCUCAACGUUAUCUACGGACACCAGGUCACGUCGGAUGACGACCGCUGUCUCAAAAUCGCGGAAGCUUGCGCGGAUGUGCUCGCCAACGACAUUGCCGGCGGCGGUUUCCUCUGGCUCGUUGACGUUCUGCCGUUCCUGCGGCACUUGCCGAUGUGGGCGCCUGGCUCGGGGUUCAAGCACAAGGCGAUCAAGUGGAAAGCGCAGCUUACGGAAUUCGCGACCGUGCCUUACGAUGAGUUCAAAGAGAAUAUGGCAAACGGAACUGCUAAGACCUGCUAUUGCUCCACUCUGGUUGAGGCCGCUGGCAAAUCGAUCACGGAACAGGACGAGUUUGAUAUCAAAUACUCUGCAAACACCAUGUACUCUGCGAGUUUGGACACGACCAUUACCGUCGUGACCUCUUUCAUGCUAUGCAUGGUGUUGAACCCCGAAGUGCGUAUCAAGGCGCAGGAAGAGAUCGACCGGGUCGUGGGCAAGGACCGGUUACCCAACUUCACCGACCGUCCGAACCUCCCGUACAUGGAAUGCGUCCUGAGCGAAGUCUUCAGAUGGACCUCGCCCGUACCGUACGCGUUGCCACACCGCCUGAUGGAAGACGACACGUACCGCGACUACUUCAUUCCCAAGGGCUCAUUCGUGUUUGCCAAUAUCUGGAACAUGUGCCGCGAUGAGCGAAUGUACCCGGACGCGCACGCGUUCGUGCCUGAGCGGUUCGCGCAGCCGGCCGACGAGGAGACCAAGAAGAAGCGCGACCCCAAGAACUUCGUCUUCGGGUUCGGGCGGCGGCGGUGCCCGGGGAUGUACCUGGCGGAGCAGUCGACGUGGCUGCUGAUCACGUCGAUGCUCGCGGCGCUCGACAUCCAGAAGGCGGUCGAUGAGAAAGGGAACGUCAUUGAGCCCGAAGUGCGGUAUGAGAAUAGCGUCUUCCGGAUGCCGGCGCCCUUCAAGAUGGACAUCCGACCGCGGGAGCACGCGCGCAAGCUCAUGAACCUGUAACCAUCCCCUUUUUUUCUUUUCUUUUCUUCCAUCCUUCUCGCCCUUUGGAUAUUAGGGAACACACUCGCUCGGACUAAUAAGGAAUUUUCUGAUUACUGC
Messenger RNA from Gloeophyllum trabeum ATCC 11539, 1813 nucleotides. Its product is annotated as cytochrome P450. The record is from RefSeq and is a predicted model, not a curated record. Lineage: Eukaryota; Fungi; Basidiomycota; Agaricomycetes; Gloeophyllales; Gloeophyllaceae. The coding region runs from base 197 to 1714 and encodes 505 amino acids. Gene Ontology annotation, molecular function: monooxygenase activity; oxidoreductase activity, acting on paired donors, with incorporation or reduction of molecular oxygen; iron ion binding. The transcript is spliced from 14 exons.